Messenger RNA from Musa acuminata AAA Group (dessert banana), 2272 nucleotides. RefSeq lists its product as uncharacterized. The record is from RefSeq and is a predicted model, not a curated record. Bases 16 to 1995 code for a protein of 659 amino acids. Gene Ontology annotation, biological process: carbohydrate metabolic process. Gene Ontology annotation, cellular component: chloroplast stroma. NCBI's taxonomy places the organism in Eukaryota, Viridiplantae, Streptophyta, Magnoliopsida, Zingiberales, Musaceae. The transcript is spliced from 18 exons. Gene Ontology annotation, molecular function: phosphomannomutase activity.
GUUGAUUCCCAUCCAAUGGUCGACACGCUGCCACUUUAUCACGAAGGCGAUCUGUUAUGUGCCCUUCACCUGCCUCGCCAUCUCGUCUACCAUUCGGCCGCUCUUCCCAUCGUCGUCUCCGCUGCAAGAAGCCGUCGCCCGCCGCCGACCAGGUCGCAUCCGAUGGCAGUAAUGUCAGCGAUGUCUAUUCCAAAUUCGUUUCUGGCACAGCACUGCCAACGCAAUUGGCAGUCAAACACCAAACGUUCCAGUGUACUUUUUGCUCUUGAUAUACCCAGCACACGUCCCUUCCAGGUGUGGAAAUUAGCAUGGACUGGCAUGUCAGCCAUGCAGCCGCACAUAAUUUCAAUGCGAGGCAUCAGUUCAGGGAAACCAACAAGUAACAUGUGCAAUGCUGCUCAAAGUACAAAUGCUGUUUCAUCCUUUGAGAAGGUUGAUUUCCUCAAGCUUCAAAACGGAAGUGAUAUUCGAGGUGUUGCUGUUGCUGGUGUUGAGGGGGAACCUGUGAACCUUACAGAACCUGUUGCAGAAGCUAUAGGUGCUGCUUUUGCUGCAUGGUUAUUAGAAAGAAAAAACCCGAAUGAGUCGAGACGGCUGAGAGUCUCCAUCGGUCAUGAUUCACGAAUAUCUGCUAAAAAAUUACAGGAUGCAGUUUCUCGUGGACUUGCUGGUGCUGGACUGGAUGUCAUUCAGUAUGGAUUGGCAUCUACACCAGCGAUGUUCAACAGCACACUUACAAUAGAUGAAACUUUUUUUUGUCCAGUUGAUGGGUCCAUAAUGAUAACAGCAAGCCAUCUCCCCUAUAAUCGCAAUGGCUUUAAAUUUUUCACUAAUGCUGGUGGACUUGGAAAACCUGACAUCAAAGAUAUUUUGGUACGUGCUGCAAAUAUAUGUGUGAAGGAAUCAAUUCAAUCUGCCAAUGCAACUGUGAAGAAGGUGGAUUAUAUGGCAGUUUAUACUUCAGAUCUUGUUGCUGCAGUUCGUAAGGCUGCUGGAAAUACAGAGAAACCUUUGGAGGGAUUCCAUAUAGUUGUUGAUGCAGGGAAUGGUGCAGGUGGAUUUUUUGCGGGAGAAGUACUUGAACCUUUAGGAGCUAUUACCACCGGCAGUCAGUUCUUGGAGCCUGAUGGUAUGUUUCCAAAUCAUAUUCCCAACCCUGAAGAUAAAGUUGCCAUGAAAGCAAUAACCAAGGCAGUUCAUGAGAAUAAGGCAGAUUUGGGUAUCAUAUUUGAUACAGACGUCGACAGAUCUGCUGCCGUAGACUCAAGUGGUCGAGAAUUCAACCGGAAUCGAUUGAUUGCUUUAAUGUCUGCAAUAGUUCUGGAGGAACAUCCAGGAACGACUGUUGUAACAGACAGUGUUACCUCAGAUGGUUUAACAACAUUUAUUGAGAAGAAACUUGGAGGUAAACAUCACAGGUUCAAGCGAGGCUAUAAAAAUGUCAUUGAUGAAGCAAUUCGCCUGAAUUCUAUUGGUGAAGAAUCACAUCUAGCCAUUGAAACCAGUGGCCAUGGAGCUUUAGAGGAGAAUAACUGGCUUGAUGAUGGAGCAUACCUCAUGGUCAAGCUCUUAAACAAACUUGCUUCUGCCAAAGCCUCAGGUUCAAGUAGUGGUAGCAGCGUUUUGACCGAUUUGGUAGAGGGCCUAGAAGAACCCGCUUUUGCAGUGGAAUUAAGGUUGAAAAUUGAUCAGAACCAUCCAGAUCUUAAAGGAGGAUCUUUCCGUGAUUAUGGAGAAGCUGUGUUGAAACAUUUGGAGAACAAAGUGACUUCAGAUGCAAACUUGAAGAAAGCACCCAUCAAUUAUGAAGGAGUUAGAGUCUCAGGAUAUGGUGGAUGGUUCCUGUUAAGACUGUCACUUCAUGAUCCAGUUCUUCCUCUCAACAUUGAGGCACCUAGCAAUGAGGAUGCUGUGAAGUUGGGGCUUGCAGUUUUAGCCGCUGUUAAGGAGUUCUUUGCUCUGGACACCUUGGCACUGGACAAGUUUGUGCAGUAGUAAUGAAUCCUAUUGUGUUAUCAACACCUUCCAAGGGUAGUGAGUGCACUACCUGUAGGUGCAUGGUGUUGGCUUGCAUGGUGUUGGCUUAGUAGGUUUUGGAUGGUGUAUGCUAUCUCGUUAAAAAAGAAGUUCAAAAGCUAAUAAAGAUAUAUUGUCAGAGUAGACACAUCCGCUGGGGUCUUUGUAGUGCUUGCAAAACAGUCAUGUGAAAUUGUUUUGGUAAGCGAAGGUUGUUUUUACAAUCUAAGUUGCUAAUUCUUUUUGUUACUGGUAA